GGGAGGGGGCGGGGCGGUCACGUGCGCCCGAGGGGGCGAGGCCCCGAGCCGGCCCCAGCGCUCACAGGGCCGGCAAAGUGGCUGCGCCGGGAGCCGACUUGUCCCGGGCUCGACCCACAGCGCGCGGAGGCAUCUGCGGCCGGGGACAGCUGCGGCCACGGGUGGGAGACGGACCGCUCCCGAGGACAAGUGGGAGCGGGAGCCUAGGGGUGAGCGCGGGGCGCCUCCGCGCGCUGCAAUCACUCGGCCUCGCGUCUCCUCACUAGUAGCCAGUGGACGGCUGUAGGCGACCAGCAAAAGGCCACUCACUGCGCCCUGGGACUGCCGGAGUCCGCCCCUGCCCAGGGCUCCCGAGGGAGGCUGCGGCCAUGGGGAACGAGGAUCCCAGCCAGGACGAGCGCGGCGACCCCAGCGUCUCCACCCACCCCAGCGUGUCGGUCCACCCCAGCGUGUCGGUGCACCCCAGCGUGUCCAUCCACCCCAGCGUGUCGGUGCACCCCAGCGUGUCGGUGCACCCCAGCGUCUCUGCCCACCCUAGUACCUUGGCCCUGCGGGGCAGCCUGGCGCACCCCAGCAGCUCGGGCCCCGAGGACAGCGUGAUCAAGGUCAGCCGACGCCGCUGGCCCGUGGUGCUGGUGUUCAGUUGCUACUCCAUGUGCAACGCCUUCCAGUGGAUCCAGUACGGCUCCAUCAACAACAUCUUCAUGCACUUCUACGGCGUCAGCGCCUUCGCCAUCGACUGGCUGUCCAUGUGCUAUAUGAUCACCUACAUCCCUCUGCUGCUACCCGUGGCCUGGCUGCUGGAGAAAUUCGGCCUGCGCACCAUCGCUCUCACGGGCUCGGCGCUCAACUGCCUGGGCGCCUGGGUGAAACUGGGCAGCCUGCAGCCGCAUCUCUUCCCGGUCACCGUGCUUGGCCAGAUCAUCUGCUCGGUGGCCCAGGUCUUCAUUCUGGGCAUGCCCUCGCGCAUUGCUUCCGUCUGGUUCGGAGCUAACGAGGUUUCAACAGCCUGCUCGGUGGCCGUCUUUGGCAAUCAGCUUGGAAUUGCAAUUGGGUUCUUGGUCCCUCCUGUUUUGGUACCCAACAUCAAAGACCAGGAGAAGCUUGCCUACCACAUCAGCAUCAUGUUCUACAUAAUAGGAGGUGUGGCCACUCUCCUGUUCAUCCUUGUCAUCAUCGUAUUCAAGGAGAAGCCUAAACAUCCCCCGAGCAGGGCCCAGUCCCUGAGCUAUGCCUUGGCGUCCCCUGAUGCUUCAUACUUGAGUUCCAUCAUCCGGCUCUUCAAAAACCUCAACUUCGUGCUGCUUGUCAUCACAUAUGGUCUGAAUGCUGGUGCUUUUUAUGCCUUGUCCACUCUGCUGAAUCGUAUGGUGAUCUUGCACUACCCGGGGGAAGAAGUGAACGCUGGAAGAAUCGGCCUGACCAUCGUUAUUGCAGGGAUGCUCGGGGCUGUGAUCUCAGGCGUCUGGCUGGACAGGUCCAAAACCUACAAGGAGACGACCCUGGUGGUGUACAUCAUGACUCUGGUGGGCAUGGUGGUGUACACUCUGACCUUGAACCUGGGACACCUGUGGAUAGUCUUCAUCACUGCUGGCACAAUGGGCUUCUUUAUGACUGGCUAUCUCCCUCUGGGAUUUGAGUUUGCCGUGGAGCUCACGUACCCAGAGUCAGAAGGCAUGUCAUCCGGCCUCCUCAACGUGUCCGCACAGGUAUUUGGGAUCAUCUUCACCAUCUCCCAGGGCCAGAUAAUUGACAACUUUGGGACCAUGCCUGGAAACAUCUUUCUGUGCGUGUUCCUUGGCCUCGGCGCAGCCCUCACUGCGUUCAUUAGGGCGGAUCUCCGGAGGCAGAAGGCAAACAAAGAAACUCCUGAGACUAAGCUGCCAGAGGAGGAGGAGGAGAGCAACACCAGCAAGGCGCCCACUGCUGUGUCCGAUGAUCAUCUCUGAGAGAAGAAGGUGGUGGCAACUCAGGGAGCCCAGCAAACAGCCACCUCUUUCAGAACAGCUCUCACUGCCAGCACAGAGGUCUUUGCUGGAGAAGCCUUGGGAGGGAACCGGCUGGAAUGUCUGUGGAUUGCAUGGCCGUGCCUCCUGGAACCCGCUCAAGAGCUCGCGCGGUUUACCCGGGGCCUUUCAUGAGAUGCAGUCCACUUGCUCCCUGCCCCCUUUUAGGUCAUGGGAGCUGGUGCUGGGGCAGGCUGGAGGAGGACAUACAGCAGAUCCUACCUCAGCUCCUCGCCUUCCCUUUCUAACUCCAUGCUUGCAGAAUUAUCACAGGAAGAAAGCUUAUUCAGGAUUUUCACUUUUUCUAGUCUCCCAAGACGCCCAGGCAAAGCUGACCCCUGAGGAGCUGUAAGGCAAGCUGCCGUGCCCAAGGGCCCUUCCAGGGUCAGCAGCCUGCCUAAUGCUGGGGUCUGUUUCCAGGUCCUCUUAAAGCUGAUUGAACCAAACGUCAAUAAACUGGACACAAACAUUGUGUGGCCACUGAGGAUUAGCUGAGGUGGGAGGGCCCACUUCUCAGUGUGUCUGGGAGCUCUGGUGGCUUGCCUUGGGGAUGGGAGGGCUUCUUCUACACAAGUCCAUGGCCAGGGACUUCUGUGUCACUGUCACUGUCACCUCUGAUGGAUGCCUUCCUCUGGAGGCUGCAGUGAGAAACACUGCCAUGGGCCUGCGAGGGCCAGCCCAGCCACCUUAACCCGCAUCUUUCCUGAAAGUCAGUCCUGAUUCAUGGCUCCUCCCCCAAGUCCAAGUUUAGUCCUGAGAACUGUGAAGGGAGGGGCAGAAGAAAGGGGCCCCAGCAGGAACUGAGUUUGCUGGACUCCAGCCUUACUCACCUCUGCUGGGGUCAGGAUUUGCAUACACACCCCCUGCUGGCAGUAAUGUUUUGUUUAUCAGUCUCAGGCAGGGGUGGGGAACCCUUUUUCUGUGGUGAGCCUUGCAGGCCCUACAGAAUUACCAGCUUACAAAUUAGCCUGCUAUAGAUGGAAUGAAUUUUGAGUCUCACCUGCCGUUGCCUUGGCAGGGCCAGACCAGAUGAUAUGUGGGGUGGACAUUCCCUACUGUUGCUGUUGAUUUCUCAACAAUGUUGCAGUGGAUUCGUUUCUGAGAGGAGCAGCCUGGUGGGAGCAAGAGGCGCGGAGUCACCACACAGACCCCGAGAGUCGGGUGAAACCAACACCCUACCGCUCGCGAACUGUGAAGGGAGUCCUCUCAGCCAGUGUGGGCCAGCCUCCUUUCGGGCCUGGGCUACUGUCAAGGCUUUUCUCACGUGCCUCCUGAAUAAGAGAAAUGUCCGCAGUUCUGUGUCUCACGCAGCUGGGAUCUUGACCACUGUGCUGUUUUGCCUCGGCCGCUCCCCUGGCCUCAGCAAAUCAGAGCGGCCUGUGCUGGCUGCAGUGCUGGGGUGCUUGGACCCAUCUCCCGCAGGGAGCCGUGUGUGUGUGUGUGUGUGUGUGUGUGUGAGCGUGCACACACAUGCAUGUGCACAGGUGCACGUGUGGGUGACUGUAAUGAAAGUUCACACUGUUGGUGGAGGGAGUGUUCUGGGUGGGAGACACGUGCCUUACUUUUUCUUACUUUCUGAUCAGGAGAAAAGUGUUUACUCUUCUACCCCUGGAGCUAAUAUUAACAAAGUGUUUACUGAAUCUAUUGCUUUAUUUUAAAAAUAAAAUUUGUACUAUUUGUACCACCAGAUCUUUUAAGGCAAUAAACGGUUUUCAAAGCGGU
Molecule: messenger RNA, 3728 nt
Organism: Oryctolagus cuniculus (rabbit)
Lineage: Eukaryota; Metazoa; Chordata; Mammalia; Lagomorpha; Leporidae
Gene: FLVCR2
Product: FLVCR choline and putative heme transporter 2
Biological process (GO): transmembrane transport; heme export
Cellular component (GO): membrane
Molecular function (GO): heme transmembrane transporter activity; heme binding
Source: RefSeq, a predicted model, not a curated record